Molecule: messenger RNA, 1109 nt
Organism: Podarcis muralis (Common wall lizard)
Lineage: Eukaryota; Metazoa; Chordata; Lepidosauria; Squamata; Lacertidae
Gene: EVA1A
Product: eva-1 homolog A, regulator of programmed cell death
Source: RefSeq, a predicted model, not a curated record
UUCCUGUUGCUGCCCCCCCCCCCGCCUCGCAGGCUCUCCUCGGCCGCGCUCCCGCUCGCUCGCUCGCUCGCUCUCUCUCUGGGAUGCGCGCCCAGGACCCCCUUGGCGCUGGCCGUCCUGCCGGGGGGCUCCGGCCAGGCUUCCUGGGCUGCGCGCAGCUCCGCCGAGAGGAAUCGUGACAGAAAAGAAGAAAGGGAGGCAUGCUGCCUUUUGCCCACUAAGCACCCAGACCGUCCUCCUUCCUGUCCAUGAGGCACCCAGGAAAGUAUUCAGCCAGACAAUGGAGCCUACGGGGACCAAGAUGGCCUUGCUCAGCAACGUCCUGGCAGCCUAUUCCUUUGUCACAGAAAAUCCUGAGCGAGCUGCUUUGUAUUUUGUGUCUGGCAUUUGUGCAGGCCUUCUCCUGACCUUGCUGGUUUUAGUACUCCGAAUCUCCUGUCAAACUGAUUGCAAACCAUUGCAAACCAAAAAGCCAUCGCGGGACAGUGACACCAAUGGCAGUGACAGCGACGAUGACUCAGACACUGCGUCCGACCUGUCUGCUCGACGGCACCGCAGGUUUGAAAGAACACUGAAUAUGAACGUUUUCACCUCGGCUGAGGAGCUAGAGCGAGCUCAAAGGCUGGAAGAAAGGGAGCGCAUCAUACGAGAGAUUUGGAUGAAUGGGCAGCCAGAUAUCCCAGGAACCAGGAGCCUAAACCGUUACUACUAACAGCUGGCCACUGCUACCACCUGGUCCAGCAGUCACAGAAUCCUCUAAACCUGUUGCUACUCAGGGAAGAGGGGAAACUCAAGAGUUCCCAAGGCAAGCUAACCUUAAGUUUUGCCUCCAUUUUCCCCAGGCAAAUUGCCAUCAGGGAUUUGCUCACAGACAUCUAUUGCUGUUGCUGUUUUUUUGGAGCAGAGGGGACAUACCAGACAAAAAACUCACUUUAUAUUGAUUUGAAAGCAUCUAUAUCAUGGAUUUUUUUUUUUACCACAUACCUGGCAAGGAUGAGAUUUGCUUGUAUAUUGUUUUAACAAUCGGGAUCCUACUAGAGGCAGGGCUGUAGCUAGGAGGUGGUGAGGUGGGCCUCCGCCAGAGGCACAGGCAAUUGGGGGGCACAAAA